UACGAUUUAACGAUACGUCCUGAACGCGGCAUCAAGGGUCAACAAAUAUGGCUAAGCAUUAGCUGCCCAUAUCCCGUUCAGUCUUACUCACAGAAAGCUGAAAAAGUUUGAUGGCUUCAUUUGGCUGGAAGAGGAAAGCUGGUGAAAAGGUGUCAAAGACAGUGGUGCGGCAGUUUGAGGCUGAGGCGGAGAAGGCCGAAGAUGAUGGACCAGGUCAGGAUGAGGAGGACGUGGACUGGUUGCACGCCAUCAAACGACGGCGGGAGAUCCUGCUGGAGGACUGUGCAGCAAAGAGCAGGAGGCUGAAAGAUGAGGGUGCACUGCUGGCUGAAGAAGGCAGGCACUGGGAAGCCAUUAAGAAGUGGGACGAGGCCAUUCAUCUGACUCCAGAUAACCCAAUACUGUAUGAGAUGAAGUCUCAGGUACUGACCAUUCUGCAGGAAGUGUUCCCAGCAGUGAAGGCUGCAGAGAUGGCCGUCAAGUUCAGACCCCUGUGGUGGGAAGGCUGGCAGACUCUGGGCCGUGCCCAACUCAACCUGGGUGAGGUGGACCUGGCUGUGAGGUCUUUCCAGGUUGCAAUCCACCUGUGCCCAUCAGAGCGCACCCUGUGGCAAGAAGACCUGGCAUGGGCAUCGAGGUUAAAGAAGCAGAAUUUAGCAACCAAGGAGAAGAUUCGGGAAGAAGAGGAGACCAAAAACCAGAUCCUUAAUGCCCCUGAGCUGGAGCAGGACUAUGAUUUUGAGUCUGAUGAGGUGCUUGCCGCCUGCGUUGCCGUUGCUGAGCGACAGACGCGCUAUGAGGAGCUGAAGAGGACCACGGUGGUCAUAGACUCUGAAGGGAAUAUAAAAAAUGUUGUCACUGGGGAAGGAGGAUCAGAGGACACAGCCACACCAUCCGAGGAACAGUUUGUCAAAGCAAGAGGACUUUGAACUGGUCUCAGCAGGAAUUUAUCAUCCUGGGUUCCAUUUUUUAGGACUGAAAUUGGAUUAUAUCUGAAACCACUGUGAGUGUCUGAAGCUAGAACCUAAUAUUCAGAAGGAAACAUGAGAACUGAGAAAUUCUAGUGAACUAGUAUGCAACAAGUUAAAGACAAUUGUGUUUUGUGGUUUCAAAUUUUCCAUUGCUUUAAUGUUGAUUGUGUUAAAUGUGCAUGUAAAGUUUAUGUGCAUACACAAAGAUUAAAGAUAUUUUAAAGUAUAUUCUGCCUCAAUUAGUCACAAUCAGUUGCAGAAAGCCAAGAAAAUAGCUUGAGAGUCACAUUUCAGUCAGUAAACAUCACUGACCGAGAGGAAUCUGCAAAGUGGCAUCAAGAUAAUACUGUGAAGCUACAAACUUUAGCAUCUUCUAGCUGUGUUUUGUCAUGUGGAAGUUUAUUAUAGAAUUACAAACUCGCACAAUAACACUUAGCAAAUUAGCUAAUAGCUAAUGUACUCUGGGAUUACAUUAUAAAUCUACAAUCUGACACUAAAAUAACAGACAUUCACCAGACGAUCUCUGUAGCUUUUAGUGAAGAUGAAAACAGGUUUUCAAAUAGGAAAACAAUGACUCGAAAUAUUGUUGAAAAUGCAAUAUGGCCAAGUGCAAUAUCCAAAUAGUAGGAGCUGCAAUUAUUUAAGGAAGGUAAAAUGUGUCACAACAUGCCAUUAUAAAUAAAGCACUGUGGUGCUAAAGAAAAGCUCCAGUCCACAAAUCAUGUUCUGCGUGAUCUCCCAUAAUCUCCAAUUGCAAAAAAUUACCAUUGCCACAAAAAACGCGACUCAUCACAAUCUCAAUAUUUGUCAGUAUAAAUGCAAUACGAUUUUUUGUUGCAUAUUGAUCAGCCCUAAUUUGGGGUUUAAAUUUCUCAUUUAGGAUUAUUCGUAAAAUUUAGAUUUAAUUUGCAUAAAACGUACAAAUAAAGAAGGAAAACAAAAACUCCCAUCACACGGUAAUUAUCCUGUAGACAAACAGGUGACAGGCUGCACAUCAAUGAAGAAACACAAUCAAAGAUUUCUGUCAAAGCCGUUUGCUUCUGUAUUACAUUAGAUUAAUUCAUAUUACAGAACUGAAAAUCCUCCAGGAUUUAGUUAUAUACAAAAAUCCAAAUCAAGACAAGGUGACUGUGUGUAUAAGAUGUAUUUGUGAAACAGGUUGUUGCUUAAAAAGAGCUCACAUGCUCAACAAAUAGUCAAGGAGUGAAUAAAGAUAAAUCAAAUGUG
This is a messenger RNA of Seriola aureovittata, 2198 nucleotides long. It is a transcript of the gene ttc33, whose product is annotated as tetratricopeptide repeat domain 33. Gene Ontology annotation, molecular function: protein binding. The transcript is spliced from 5 exons. The record is from RefSeq and is a predicted model, not a curated record. Bases 111 to 929 code for a protein of 272 amino acids. Lineage: Eukaryota; Metazoa; Chordata; Actinopteri; Carangiformes; Carangidae.